Sturnus vulgaris (Common starling) is the source of this 9477-nucleotide messenger RNA. Lineage: Eukaryota; Metazoa; Chordata; Aves; Passeriformes; Sturnidae. The record is from RefSeq and is a predicted model, not a curated record.
CCGGCGCACUAUGCGAGGCCGGGAGGAUGGCGGUGGAAGCUAUCCAUUGCAAUCUGAAUCCAAAUGGUAUUGAUCACCCUGUCCCCACAGAAGGUAUUAAUCUGCAGCUUGAAGGCGAAGGAGUUGAUUCACCCACGGUUAAGAGCGCUGGUGCUCCAAAAGGGCCUGAGUCAAAAGACACACCCAAGAGACAAGUGGAGCCAGAAAUAUCUAAGUCUGGGACUGUAAAACUGACCAAGCCUGUGGCGUUAUGGACCCAGCAGGAUGUCUGCAAAUGGCUGAAGAAACAUUGCCCUAAUCAGUAUCAAAUCUACAGUGAGUCAUUCAAACAGCAUGACAUAACUGGUAAAAUCCUAGUUGUGACCAGCACUGAACUGAUGCAGAAGUCUUCCUGUCCAUCUGUAGCCAUCCAGACAAAUGCUUGCUGCUCAGAAGGAGGAAUUGACUGCCGUGCUUUGCUGAGACUUACUGACAAAAAGCUUGAACGGAUGGGCAUUGCCCAGGAAAGCCUGCGACAGCACAUUCUGCAGCAAGUCCUUCAGCUGAAGGUGAGAGAAGAAGUCCGAAACCUCCAGCUGCUUACACAAGCCCCAGCAGAGAGCUCUCCAUAAACAUUUCCAGCCUCUAAAGCUGCUGUCCUGCCACUUGAUAUGAAAGUGAACUUUCCUUCACGAAAACAAUAAAUGGCGCUGCCAGAAGAUGACCAUGGAGGAUUGAAGACAAACUUGGAGCAAAAUCAGCCCACUCAGCUGAUACAUUCUGGGGAGACCUGGUUUGCUGUGGAGUAAAUAUGUGGUGCAAAAUAUCCAAAAUAUCUAAUUUGUUGAAAAUGGUCAUUGACAGACCUUUAGCUGGAAAAUUUCUUCCAGUCUUCAUCACUGUGCAUAACUUUUGAGUUCCCUUUAGGGGACUGUCUAUGCCCUUCACUAGAAGUCCUGUUUUAGCAUGGCAACUACUGGAUUCUUUUAUUAUGUAUGCAGAUGGCAUGAUGUUUUAGGAAAAACUUACAACAAUUCUCCAAUCUCAGUGGAUAUGUUCACAAUAUUACACCCUGAUAGGAAUGUAGACGUCUUGUAUGUGUUAGUUUUGCAGUCUAAUGGUAUUCUGUUAAACAAUAUCAGCACUUCAUAUGUGCUUUUCUCACAGAACUAGCACAGUCCAUAUAUAUAUAAUGGUCCUUUUUUUAAAAUACUGAGGAUAUGUUUCAGUGUUUGUGCUGAGACUGCAUCCAAACUGAAGCCCUGUACUAGCAUCCCUUCACUGACUCACAGUAGGUUGUGUAGAUAGAUUUGCACGUGGCAGAGAUGUGACUUCUUUUAUCAAAACUUAGAGAACAGCUGUCACAGAGGUAGCCAGGAACAGGGUAGUUUGAAUGAGCUGUAGGAUGCUGUGUCUGCUCUCCCUCUCACCCACCAAAUAUCACAGGGUCUCGUUUCUGGUGUGCCAGCGUGUUUUCUAACUCAGCGAGGGAGAGAGCCUUUCUCAGACAUGUAUGUGACCCUGGGUUUGGUCUGCAGUAAAACCAGAAUAAACUGGAAGAAUUCAGGUUCUUUAUGCUGGCCACCACUUAUGUUUUGGGCAGGGCUGGGAAAUUGUAGUCCAAACCAAACUCUCUAAAAAGGUAAAGUGUAAGACUAUACUUCUAAGGAGCAAGACACUCCCUUUGGAGAGGGCAGAUUUCUUCAUUAACUUUUUCCACUUUCUACUGAAAACAGUAUUUUGGUAGGAACUGGGAAUAAGCAAAUGGUUCCAAUAAGCCUUUCAAUAUACUGUAGCAGGCUCAAGACUGUUGCAUUCAAUCUGAACUUUGUUUUUUGUUCAGUCUCUGAAUGGCUGACCUCAUCACUGGUUGUAUCACAGCUGGCUGUGGUACUGUUUCUUCCAUGGGGACUCAGUGGAAUUUGUGUCUGUCCCUUACAUCAGGACCUUCUCAGCACACUUUAUAAUGAACUGAUAUCAUAAACAUACUGAGUGGGCUUACCUCUUUGUUCCUUCUUUUCUUAAAAUCAAAGGUAGCUUUUUUGUGUACUUAAAGACUGUCACUCUCUCCAGCCUGAUAAACAGAUACUCUAGAGCUGCUGUUAGCAUUUAUUCCAAACUCUGGGUGAGAUAAUUCUGUGUGAAGAUGCAGUGAUGGAGAGAAUGUGCAGCUAGAGUAAGUCACAGGUACCUUUCUGGGAGAAGCUCCUGUGUUAUAAUUCUUAAAAAUUAUUGUGCAGUUCAUUUCUAGAGAAUGGAAGGUCAACCACUGAGGGUGCCUGUACAACAAACAGAUAAUUAUCUUCAGGGUUUAAUUUUUUUUUAGAUGGUUACGGGCUUAGGUUUCAGCUCUCCACCCAUCUCAGAUUCAGCAUAGUGGAUACUUCUAUAGUAUUCAGUCCAAAAGCAAAUUAUUUUUACUGGUGACAAAGAUUUUCAGAAGUUGCUAGUGAUUUUUAAUGGUUUGGGUCUUUCCGUGGAUUCUCAAAUGGAGCUCCCAAGAAUUACAGAGCACUAAGCUUCUACAUUUUCUUUCUGAAAAUCCUAGUCCCUAAUUUCAAAUUAAUCGGUGUAAAAAUUCUCCUUAAAACAUAAGGAUCUUUGCCAAUUGCAACAUUUGCACUUUUUAGAGCUUUUCAUAGGGUUGCAGGUUGGAAUCUGAUACCAACAGAGCCGGCCAUGUGCAUGGCACAGGUCCACUGUAAGCUUCAGCAAAUUUUACAGCUCUUUCUGCUACAGGUUUUAAAAACGCACUCUGACAACUGACAUCAAUUUCAUGUUGGUAAAGCAAUUAAAAACAGAAUACUUUAAUUGAUAUGUUAAAUUAAAAGGAGAAUGCUAUACUUCUACAGUAGGAGUUCUCUUAUUUUACUACCCAGUGAAAAAAUCCAGACUAAUUUGAAUGAUAAAAGAAGAGUUUAUCAGAGAGUGUUAUCUUAAAAGGGUGUAUGAGAAGAAGUUGCGUGGCAGAGAGCCACUAGAAGCCUUUUUUGUAUCAAUGUUAGUUUUGAACAUCUUCCAGUAUAUGGGCAUGAAUUUAGAUGUGUGCACUUCUCCUGUUAAAACAGUUUGUUUUAAAAGCUUCCCAGGAUUUUAGCUAUGGUGACCUAGAAAAGCAGUGUUAUAGGCCCUGAGAAAUGUGAAAAUCAAGUCCAGACCCUUGAGUAGCCAGACUCAGAGAGAAGUCUGCUGUAGGUGCCUAUCAGACAAACCUCCCUUGAAGCUGGUGUGGGUCUCCAUCCUGCAGCCAGCCUAUGCAUGUGGAUAACUGCAGGCAUAGCUCCCCCGAGCCCCGUGACACUUCUCACGUGUGUAACUGUCUGCCAGAGCCAUAAGGAAAUAACUGUACUUUUUGGCUUGUAUUUAACUAUUCAUUGUGUUUGGAUUUUUUUAAUCAUUGUUAUUCUCCCAAAGUAGGCCAUGCUUCCUCAGGGAUAUUUAUGAAAUUGUUCUACAUCUCCUGAAUGACUAUCUGAAUCCCAGCGUAUUCUUCUGAAAAGUUUUUAAUAUAAAUAAACGUGUGGGAGAGAUUUUUGUUCUUAUGAAUGAGGCAGGUACUGUGUUCUCGGAAAGGCUGUUGAGUGCAGACAAUCAAGCCUAUUGCAUUUUUUAUGCCGAACACCUUAUUAAUAGCAGACAUAUCCGCUUUUGCCUGGGUCGCAGGAACAGUUCAGGGGAAAGAAUGCUUUAUCUCUAGUCAAUAAAUCAUUUAUGUCGAGAGUGCCAAAGACCAAGUCAACAUGAAAGGGAGCAAAUAAGUUAUUCCGGCAAAGGAAGUGAAUUUAAAUAUGCUCAGAGCCAUUAGUUCUCUGCAAAAGAGUGGAAGGCUAAUGCUGUUUUCAUAAAGCAGCCAUUAUCAGCCUGUGGAGAUAGAUAAAUUCAUAAAGGCCAUACUGCUGUUACAUUGAUCACCAGUUAUUAUCUCUGAGACAAGGCAGGGUUGUGACCAGGACCCUGCUCCCUGUGCAGACCUGCAGCCUUCCUCCCAGCCCAGAGCCUCCCCCUGCUGCCACACUCACCUGGUUUCUCUGUGUCCAGGCUGCAGCAUCAGACCCCACAAAGAAUCCCUGUCAGAAACUCAGCCAUUCCAAAUGCUUUGCACCAUGAGGAGUCCUCCACUAGAAACCUGAAGGAAUUGCUCACCCCAGAGAGCACACUGCAGCUGAGAUCAUCCUUUACACUGUUUUGUUCCCCAUUUUUUUCAUCUGAGUGGCUUUCUGUGCCUGAACACCUGCCAUUUAUUCUGUUUAGGGAAAGACAGCCUUCCAGGAGGGGACUCUGAAAAACCUUCAUGAGCUCUUUGGUUUUGUUUGUCCAGAUGCAUGGCAAUGCUGUACUAGUGAGUCCACCUCUCCCUGUCUCUUCUGUAGGGUAAGUGUUGUCACUCAACUGCAGCUGCAAUGUCAUUGAGGAAAUGAAACCAUUCAAAAUUACAAAAUUCUGGGUUUGCCCUGAAUUUUCAGAAGACCCUGUGCCAGACCCUGGCAGACUCCACUGGCACUACUCCAUCACAAUCUCCAGAGAUGUGUUGAUUAGUGCCAGCCAAAGAGCCAGCAUCAAGAUGAUAGUUUUUUGUGAUCACUAAAAUGAACCUCUCUCCACCUGCCACAAAGCCAAAAGAUCUGCAUUAUUCAAAAUAAAACAAAGUAAAACCCAGUAUCUUUCACAUUGGUCCUCUUUACCAUCUCUGCCAUCAGAGUCUCUUUGAACAGCUCUGCUGCAGGACUGCAAUUCACCCUGGUAUGUAUAGGCUGUCAAGAAGAUUUUAAUUUAAAAAGAGAGGGUCCUUUGGUAUAAUUACGAUUGAUGGCUGAGGGGAAAAUAUUACCAGCAUUACCUGCAACCUCCUAUAGUAAAAUUCAGGAAAGUAAUCUGGAGUGCAAAAAAAACCACCAACAUAAUGUAUGGGUGAUUGGGCAGGCUCAUGAGGAUAAAUCAGCAAGUAAGGAAAGUAGAUGCUUAAUGAAGGAAGCCAAAAAUGUAUGGGAAGUCAGUGGCAAAUAGGUUAGGGCUGGUUACACCAAAGACUUUACAUAUAUCCUAAUAAAUACCGUCAGAGCAAAGGUAAGUGUGAUGUUAGACAGACCCAGCACAGAGAUUGCUCACACUACACUGAAAACCCAACAAAUAGUCUUGUUUUGUAUUUGAAAGCAGUGGAAGGAGGGAGUUAGAUUACACAUUAAAAUGUAAUUCCUCCUACUCCAUCAGUAAUUGCAGGUAAUAUUAAGCAGUAACUAUCCAAACAUAAUUUUAAAUUUGUAGAACCUUUAACUGAAUCCAAAAGUGAAGGAAAAUAUUGCCUAGGACUUCUCAGAACCAGAAAGCAUAAAGGAAGCUUCAAAUGACACCUGACCCACAAUAGUUCAAAAGAAUGAGUGGUUUGGUCCAGAAAACUAUAGAGUCAUCAGCUUCCUAUCAUGGAAAAGUUGAUAUGCCAUAAUCAUUAGAGCAAUUGAAAAUUGAUAAAACCCUCCAUAUUAUUUUUAUAGAACUGUAUCAUGCCAAAUAAACUUGCUGUUAUUUUUGUGAUGUCAAAGGAUUGUUGAGAAAAGAAGCUCUGCUGGCAUACUAUACUUAGCCUCCUAUAGAGCAUUUGAUUCUGAUAAAGAACAAAAUAGCACAAUGCAAAACAAAUAUCAUCCAUAUUAAAUUGAUUAAAAAUGGAUUACAGGCUAGAUCACAAAAAAUAGCUGUAAAUAUUAAUUAUCCUCAGUGAGACUAUUUCUGAUCAGCACCUCCCAAGGUAUGCUCUAUUUUCAAUAUACCCCCCAGGGAAAGAGAAAAUUAUUGUUGGCAACAGCCAGAGAUGACAGGGGCACAAUAAAUAAUGAUCUGAGCAGGUUAGUGGUGGAGAACAGCCUGGAGGACAGAAAAGUUAAAAAUCCAGGAGAGGUGGCAGCAAGUCCAACUUAGAAGCAUGGGGAGUAUGUCUGCAAUAAUACAGUGGCUGUGAAGGUGUCAUAAAUUAUCUCUUCAGCAUCAGCCCCAGAGAUUCUCUUGCCAGCUGGGAUGUAGGACCUGGCAAUAGUGGUGCCAUUCCAGUUUAUUUGGUCACUGUCAGUCUUUCAAAAAAGAUAUUGACAACUUGGAAAGAUUAUUUUCAAUAGUUCCCAGUGUCAUUCAAGGGCAGGAAAACAGGUCUUAUUAUAGUGUCAGACUAAUGAAGCUCAAGCUAUUUAUUUAUCAGAGGCAAUUUGAAGAGGUGACUUGAUCUCUGUCUGCAAUCACAAUCUUCUACCUGGGCAGGGAAGUGCUGUCUGAAAGCAGGUAGCUCUUAUGUUUAGAAGAAAAGGGAAUGAUGUGCUCUACUGGUUGGAAACUGAUUUCAGGCUAGAAAUUAGGUGCAAAUACUCAACAGGGAGGAUGAUUACCCAUGGAGACAACUUAGUUACCUGGUAUGUUCUCCAUCACAUGAAGUCUUUAAAGUAUGCAGAGUAUUUUUAUAAGUCAAUAAGCUCUACCUCAAACUGAAAUCCAGGCUCGGUGCAGCAAUUACUGGAUGAAGUUAUUAGGCAUGUAUUAUGCAAGGAUUAGACUAGAUCAUCAGAUGUAAACUUCUGAAUUAAAAAUAUCCUGAAGUUUCCAAUAUUACAGGUAGGCAGGGCCAUCUAUAUCCUUUUUUCACAAAAUGAUAUUAAUUUAAACAGCUUCUGUGGAAAGCUGUGCAUUUGGUAUGAGCAUCAGUAGGUCUGCUCACAGCUGUAAGGUUCUGCUGCACAUAACUGAGGAAGAGAACUGGAUAAGAAAGGACAACAAAACCCUUGGAUAUUCCAAGAGUCUGUAGCCUUUCAUUGAUAGCAGUCUGGGACAAAAUGCUGCAUGCAAAUGAUGGGGCCAUGUGGAUGUGUAGUCAAAGCAAGGGAUAACAGCUGUGGAUUUGCCUCUUAAGAGGUAACAUCUUGCUGGCAAGAAACAGAUUUUCCUGCCUGCAAGAACUGGCAGAGAAGCUGCAGUGCUGAUGGAGAGGGCGAUUGUAUCACUGUGCAGCUGAGCAUGGUACACAAGUUCCUUGCUUCAAAGACAGCAAAACUUUUGCUCUUAUGAUGAGCCCCACUGGAGCUGGUUAAUAAAACCCUGGAAGUGAAAUUACAUCAGUGAGAUUACCCAGAGAAAUGACAGCUGCUCCCAGCUGUGGUUUUUUGCCAGAUUGGUCCUGUUACCAUUGGCUGGUUUGAAUGUUGUCCUUCAGAAAUAAACAAAGGAGUACUCAGUGUCUGAUGCAGAUUUCACAAAACUGCUGUUGAUGUGCACAAGGCAAGUGUGAACCAUUGGAGUCAUCUUCCAUGUGCUUCAUCAAGUGGUGGGGAAAGCACUAACUGGCUUGUGUGGUCUAAAGAGUAAACAGCUCACACAAACAAGGGAAACUAUAAAAGCAAUACUUACUGCAGAUUGGUAUGAGACAUCUUGCAGCUCUGGAGGAGAGCAUUCUGUGACAGGCAUGCCUGGGGCCAGCCGGGCAGGAGCAAACCUGAACUGGCACAUGACUGUAAUAUCUGCUUCUGCCAUAAGAGUAGGACUGACAGCAUUAUCUGAGCUCAGGCUCAGACCAGGCUCAGUCUAAGAAGGAAAUGAAAAGCUCCUUUCUGAUACUAAUUCCAAAUAUAUCUAAAUAGUUUCUCAGAAAAAAAAAAUUCUCUGUAGUUGUUACACCUCUAAUCACAUUCCUUCUAUUAAGUAUUUGCCUUGAAUUUAUCUAUUUAAUAUCGUAAGUCGCCAAAUUAAAUAGCAAAACACAGGGGGUUUUUUUAAAGCAGAGAGAUUGGUAUUGCAGCAAAACUGCAUGUAAGCAAUAAGAAACUGUGCAGGGAAGGAAGAAAAACCUCAAAUUGUCCCAUCAGAUGCUUAGGGAACUUGCUCAGUUGGUUGGGUUUUUUUCAAUAUUGAGAGGGUGGCUUUACAUCUAGGCAGUUUUCCUUACAGAGCCAAGCUUUGGUCUCAAGACCAGAUACAUAAAUAAAUGUUUGGAGUCCUUUUAGCACUUUGUCUGCUUCCCUUGUAUGUAAGAGGCUCCUUCUUUGCACUUCUGAGAAAGGUGGAAAAGAGAUUAAGUGACAGUAGAAAAAGCACAGAGGGACAGGAGCUUCCAGCCUAUGCAAAGCAUCUCAGCAUGAGAGUCACAUCUCAUCCUUCUCCCUUGGAUCCAACACCACUGACCAAGGGGAGGAAUGGAGCCAUGUCAGGCUAACCCACAGGCAGAGCACAGUGUUCUGUCUGUGCUGGGUGGCUCCUGCAGCCAUGGCAGGAGACAUUUCCUGGCAGGACUGGACAGUACCCUGGCGAUGGGAAUGACCAGCAGUUCCCCAAAGAGUCUGUGUCCUCUGAGGAGAAGACUCCUUUGCUUUGCUGCAGAGAUGCUUGGCAAGGCUACGACAUGUAUUUUUAAAUUUCUCACAGAUAUUGCAGAAUCUGAAAGUGGCAGGGCAGUACUUUGGGAUAUGCUGGGCUUUGCUUUCAGUUCCCUGUAGGGACUGCAGCUACCUAGACCUGUUUCUUUUUCACUGUUUGGGUAGGAUGGGAGGAAUGCCUACCUGGCUCUGCACACCAUAAACCAGCAAAGGGGACUCUAAAUUUGGGGUCCUCUGUUUUGGGGAGUUGAAUUUAAGGUUGUUUGAACAUGACCUUGAGGAAAACAGGCAGCUGACAUCUGGAAUUGCAGUUGCACUUGAUUUGUCUCCAAAAAGGAGUCCAUGGACAGAAUCAGAUCCCAGGCUGUGCUGGUGCAUCCCCAUCAGCCACUGAUGAUGGACAGGAGCUGCAGGGAGUGAGAGGGAGGCUGGGAUCAAGGUCCUGGGAGAUCUGGUCACCUGAUGCAGGGCAGUGGGAUGCAGAAAGGCUGACUGCAAGCCCUUAGCUGUGGUCAAAACAGUCACCUGAAGCCAGCAAGUUGUGUCUGGUCCUGCUGCCUUUGGACUCAAUUCUGGUUUAGAUUCACUAAGGAAAUACUUUAAGCCAAUGAUCUCCUUUUAAUGUUAACUUGGUUGAUAAUCUAGGAAAAUGCCAGCACUCUAAUGCUUAUAAAGUGGCACAGUUAUUCCCAGUACAUCUAUGGCUGAACUUUUUGAUGAUGGAGCCAAAUGAGGCGGCAUGAGACAAAAGUGUGCCUUUUUGUUUGAUGUAUACUGCAUUUCCCCAGGCAUCCAAGGUGUUCAGCUGCACAGCAGUGCUUUUUUCCCAAAACAGAAAUUAUCAUGCAAACUAAUUCUUAGUAUACAAAGUGGCCAUCACUUAAUUCCACCUUACAGUUUUUAUAUUCAGUCUUUACUUCCUUCUGUUUUCAAAAAUCAACAGAAAAUAAAGCCCGGGCGGGAGGGAGGAGUUAUUUUAAACAAUAAAAUUAAAACCAAUAUCAAGUUUUUGGUAUCUUUGGGCAUGAUCUCUGGAAGCUUUGGGUAUCUGCUUUAUCAUUUUGUAUAUUUGACAAUUUUGUACUCUGCAUUGUUUGACUUCAUUUGUGCAUGGCAAUGUAUUAAAACAUGGAAUUUUUAUUAUACAGUAAAA